AUGAAGACAACUCACUCGAUGGACAUCGUCAUUGUGGGGGGUGGCUUGGUUGGCGCGCUGGCUGCCUGUGCGCUAGCUAGGCGUGGACAUAGAGUUCGGGUCUAUGAGUAUCGCUCUGACAUUCGAGUUGAAGAGUCUCGUGGUCAAUCCAUCGAUCUUGCUUUAUCCGUUCGGGGAAGAGAAGCUCUCAAACUUGUUGGUCUCGAGGAUAAAAUCGUCAAUCAUCAUGGGAUUGCCAUGAAGGGACGAAUGUUGCAUGGGAAAGAUGGAAGCUUGCGGGAAAUGAUCUAUGACAGUGUUAAGAAGAACUGUAUUUACUCAGUAAGUCGAAAAUAUUUGAAUCAAGUUCUUCUAGAUGCUGCCGAUCAAUAUCCAUCGGUGACACUGAUUUUCAAUAAGAAGCUGGUCGAUGCUGAUUUGGAUCUGGGGAAACUGAAAUUCAUUGAUACAAAUACCCGAGAGAUUAUUGAAGUCGACGCUGAGUUGAUUAUUGGAGCCGAUGGCGCCUACUCCACUGUGAGAAGAACAAUGAUGAAGAGACCGGGAUUCGAUUUCUCACAGACUUACAUUGAACAUGGCUACGUAGAAUUGAAUAUACCACCUCGAAUGAUUGAUGAAACACGCCCUGAUAAAGGUGUAGAGUUCUCCAUGAGUUCGAAACACCUACACAUCUGGCCUCGUGGUACUUUCAUGAUGAUAGCAAUGCCAAACGAUGACUACACAUUCACCGGAAAUUUAUUCGCACCUCUCGAAAUCCUAAAUGGCCUCGAUACACCGGAGAAACUGGUUGGAUUCUACAAGGAACAAUUUCCAGAUGUUCUGCCAGUGAUUGGUGAUCAACAGGCGCUGAUCGAUACCUUCUUCACCGCCAAACCGAAAACACUCAUCUCAAUCAAGUGUAAUCCGUAUCAUUGUGGAAAGAGUAUUAUUCUGGGAGAUGCGGCUCAUGCUAUGGUACCUUUUUAUGCCCAAGGGAUGAAUGCUGCAUUUGAAGACGUACUUCUACUCAAUGAAUUAAUGGAUUAUUAUAAAGAUGACAUGAGUAAAGUUCUUCCGGCAUUCUCUAGACACCGAUGCUCAGACGCUCACGCCAUCUGUGAUCUUGCGAUGUAUAAUUACAUCGAGAUGCGUGAUCUGGUCAUGAGGAAAUCUUUUGUCGCCCGAAGAAAUCUGGAUACACUACUUCACAGACUCUGGCCGAACAGCUGGCUCCCCCUCUAUAGCACCAUCCACUUUUCCCGCAUGAAGUUCCAAGACUGCAUCGCGAAUCGUGAAUGGCAGAAUAAAAUACUGAGAAGAUGUUUAUGGUGUAUAGGACUACUCACUCUCGCAAUAUUCUUUGCAUCCGCGAUCCUCCCCACUAUCGCUCAUUGAUCCAGAGAAAGGAUAUUCCCCAGAAAUAAUCCUAAACAUCACACAUUCCGUAGAGUAGUCUUGGUUAUUUUGCAUUCCAGUUAAUUAACACUUUGUCACGCAGUUUUAAUAUUAGAUGAUCGUCGAGGAAAGAAUUUACGUACUGAGAAUACUCAUAACUGCACAUGAAUAAAGAUAUCUUGAGUAGAAAUUAAUAUCAAAGUGUAUUUCCAAACAGUCUAUUUGAAUGCGAAAUUCUUAUAUCAAUAAAUACUGAGUUUAAUCUUCUCAG
Messenger RNA from Diachasma alloeum, 1645 nucleotides. RefSeq names its product kynurenine 3-monooxygenase (gene cn). Lineage: Eukaryota; Metazoa; Arthropoda; Insecta; Hymenoptera; Braconidae. The coding region runs from base 1 to 1374 and encodes 457 amino acids. Gene Ontology annotation, molecular function: FAD binding; kynurenine 3-monooxygenase activity; NAD(P)H oxidase H2O2-forming activity. The transcript has 10 exons. The record is from RefSeq and is a predicted model, not a curated record. Gene Ontology annotation, cellular component: mitochondrial outer membrane. Gene Ontology annotation, biological process: quinolinate biosynthetic process; L-tryptophan catabolic process; NAD+ metabolic process.